AUGCUACGAUAUGACAAUAUCCUCAAAUUCGCCCUCGUUCCGUCGAUCGUUUUUCUCCUUCUCUCGGUAGUCUCGGUGGCGUUGACAACGCAUUACUGGAUUCUUACAGACUGGGUUAUUCCGCGAGGUCUCAAAGUAGUAACGAGCGAGUUCAAUGACCGGCUGCAACAAUAUGUCGUCGAUGACACGAUUGUCUAUUUCAGAGAGGCGCCGACAGAUGCCACUAUUGUAUCCGGAUGCUUGAACCUGACGGCAGCCGUGGUGGCUCUUAUUGCUUGGAGUACUCUGCGCAAGCCGGACAUGGACUCGCAAUACAACAGCAGCACACGUCGCUUCUGGAUGCUCAGUAUUGUUGUUACCACUAUUGCUGGUUCUGCCACGGCUAUCGCAGCUGUCGUGCUUCACUACACCGAGCGAGGCGACGACAAGUGGGGCUGCACUUCCGAAAGGCUCAUGAUGAGUGGUCAAAUGAACACCAACGUGUACUGUACGCGCGAGAUGGCAACCUGCAAUUACCAACCGGGCUUCAUCCCAAGGGGAGACCGUGAAAAUGCCAGCGUAGCAUGUGCCGAGGCGGUUACCGUCAAGUGGUUGCAGAUCGUAAUGACCGUGAACGCGCUGAUACUGCUGGUGAUGUUCUCUCUGCAAGCAUUCUUACGAAGAAAGUCACGACAAGCACGAUUGAAUGAACCCGUACCGGAGGAAAAGAUGGAGGAAAGCAGCUAA
This is a messenger RNA of Alternaria incomplexa, 726 nucleotides long. RefSeq lists its product as uncharacterized. The transcript is spliced from 3 exons. Bases 1 to 726 code for a protein of 241 amino acids. NCBI's taxonomy places the organism in Eukaryota, Fungi, Ascomycota, Dothideomycetes, Pleosporales, Pleosporaceae. The record is from RefSeq and is a predicted model, not a curated record.